GGGCAAACUUUCCAGCCGACAAGAGUUGUUCGAUGCUCUGAUCCGAGGCCCAUCGAGGAGGAAGAGGAAACUCCCGCAGAAAGUGGACGGAGCUUCUUGGGGCACUCUUUCUUCGAGCCCCCGUCUCCGUCAUCUCCGACGGAUCCAUCAGAGGAGACGCUCCAUCAAUCGAUGGAGAGCUCGUCCAGGGCGCUUGAUGGUCGCGGUGACGGUCAGGGCGAGAACGUUAAACCCGUCAAUAAUCAAUUUUCGGUGGGAAUGACGGUGUCAGACAUCGCGGCUACUCCCACAACUGCGAAGCAAGUGAGAAAUCUUAUGAAAUCUCACGCGGAACUUCACCCCGUACCGCCGAAAACACCGGAGACGGUCGCAUCGGUGAAACGGCUCUCACUGCGCCCUGAAAAUGCGCAAUCGCCCGUGAAGGAACCAAUAGCGGCUAAGAAAGACUUGGAGACCUCCACAACUCACUGCGAUGUUCCCAAUAAGCUAUGUCAGAACACCAUUCAACGCACCGGGGAUCACGAGGACAAAAUAUCCUCUACGCCCAUGGCGUCGAUCCUGGGGAAGAAGGCUGCUCCGCUCAAGAGCGAGACUAGCCGCCGCCUGACUUCGACUCCCAUUACGAGUCGAGGGAACUCGAGGUCGUCUCUGGCGAAAACCUCGAACCUUCCAACUACAACGAACCUCAGGUUGUCACCAAAAAAACACAUGCAAAAAUCAUCGGUGGAUCAGACACCAUUAAAGACCAGCCUGACAGUGAGCGCUCAGCGAGCGGCAGAUGGGAAGUCGGAGAGCUCGACAAUUUCGAAACUGAGGCUUCUCCACGACGGUUCAGAAUAUCCGGAGAUGUCGCUCAGUGCCAGACGAGCUCGGAGCCAUCCGAGAGCUUCUUUCCUCGAGCCAUCGCUGAGAAAUAAACUUCGGCGCGAUAAGUGAAUAGGAGGGCCAUAAUGGUGGCGUGGGCGAAGUUCCGAGAACUUCGUCCGAAUUCAUGUUUGCAAACGCAUUCAUCUCUUAAAUAAGACGGGUAGAUGGGUCGAUGAACGUCGGUCUUCUGUCAAAAAUCUUUCUAAGUGAAUCGAGACAUCUUCAAAGAAUAAAUUUCAUA
This is a messenger RNA of Galendromus occidentalis (western predatory mite), 1108 nucleotides long. RefSeq lists its product as uncharacterized. The transcript has 4 exons. Lineage: Eukaryota; Metazoa; Arthropoda; Arachnida; Mesostigmata; Phytoseiidae. Bases 172 to 936 code for a protein of 254 amino acids. The record is from RefSeq and is a predicted model, not a curated record.